AUGUCGCUGACAUCCGUCCCCCCCGCAUUCAAGGACCGCUUUGUCGCCAUGCCCGGCUCUACAACCCAAGGACAGCCCUCAGACAAGAGGGAGAGCUCUGCAGCGGAACACGGAGCCCCAUCCUCGGCAGCAGCCACCCUGGUACAACCCCCGCGCGGGGACCAGGAUGCGCAGAGACAGGCCGCGCACACGGCCCAAGCCGGCGGCGGCUUGACCGAGGAAAACGAGCGACAAAUUUCUGGGGCCGGAGCGGCCCGGCGGCAGCCGAGCGACACGCUGUCCCAAAUACUCAUGAUCGACACUAGCCACAUCGAUGUUGAUGAGGGUUUCUCAGGACGGGAAGAAGACUUCUUCGACGAGGAAGAUUUGAGUGAGCCUUGGGGGAUCGUCCAGUUCCUAAACGACGAGAGUAAUAUCCCGGUUUGGGCGCGGCCACUACAUGAAUCGAGAGAGGCGGCCGAGAGAUUCUACAGAUCCAGGGCCGUGAGGCACAUUCGAGACUUUAAUAAUUAUGUCACCGUCUCGCAAGGCCGGUAG
Molecule: messenger RNA, 537 nt
Organism: Cordyceps militaris CM01
Lineage: Eukaryota; Fungi; Ascomycota; Sordariomycetes; Hypocreales; Cordycipitaceae
Exons: 2
Coding region: 1-537 (178 amino acids)
Source: RefSeq, a predicted model, not a curated record